AUGACCAGACCGCAUCAGCGUGAGAUAAUCCUCGCCGCUCUCGAUGGGAAAGAUGUUUUCGUUCAGGCAGCCACGUCGUUUGGCAAGAGUUUAUGCUUUCAACUGCCAGCCGUGAUAGAUCCUGGAAUAACGAUUGUCAUAUCCCCUUUGUUGAGUCUCAUGAUGAACCAAGUCGAGGCUCUCCGUGCAGCCAACGUAGAUGCCCGAACACUAAACAGCAACAUCCCCCUCCCCGAGCGGGACCGCAUCUACCAAGACCUCGCCACCGGACACCCGCAUACUCGCCUCCUUUAUGUGACCCCCGAGCUCUGCUCCUUCGAUCGCUUCCGCGAGCGUCUCAAAUUCGUGCAUCAGCAGAAAGAACUCGCCCGCAUCGUCGUCGACGAGGCCCACUGUAUCUCAGAAUGGGGCCAUGACUUCCGCAAGGACUUCAAGCGCCUCUCAUGGUUCCGCGAGACCUUCCCAGACGUGCCCAUCAUGUGCCUGACGGCCACCGCGAACGAGCAAGUCCGCCGAGACAUCCUCUCCACCCUGGGCAUGGACAAGACGCUCGACCGGCUGCGCAACUUCACCAUGACAGCCCACCGCCCAAACCUCCACCUCGAAGUCCGCUUCACCAGCGACGAGGCCAACGACCGCUUCGACGACUUCGUCACCUGGCUCAAGGGGGUCUACUCCCGGCGCGCCGCCGCCGACCGCAAACCGGAGCUAGAAGCCGCGAGCGAGCGCAUCGACAGCGUCCCGGGCAUCAUCUACACCAUCUCGCGCGACGAGUGCGAGUCGCUGGCUGCCGCCCUCCGCUGCGAGGAGAUUGGCGCGCGGCCCUUCCACGCCAAGCUGCCCAAGCAGGUCAAGGAGGAGACGCUCGCGCGGUGGAUCGCCAACGAGCGCGGGUACGACAUCAUCGUGGCCACCACGGCGUUCGGCAUGGGCAUCGAUAAGGAGAACGUGCGCUUUGUCGUGCACUGGCGUCUGCCCAAGAGCUUUGAGGGGUACUACCAGGAGGCCGGGCGGGCGGGGCGUGAUGGGAAUGCGAGCUACUGUUUUCUGUACUAUGCGCGUGAGGACAGAGAUCGGGUGUGUAAUAUGGUUAUGAGAGACGGACCGGCGGGGAAUGACAAGAACAAGCAGGCGCGGAUGGAGAGCCUGAACCGGCUGGUCGCGUACUGUGAGGAUACGACUGGCUGCCGGCAUGCGGCGAUCUGCAAGUAUUUUGGGGAGGAAAAGGUGCCAGAGUGCGAUUAUGCGUGCGACUGGCAUAAGGAUGCACCGGGCUUGAAGAAGAGGAUGAUGAGGGGCCUGGCGAGCGAGGAGUGGGUGAGUACGCAGCGGCAGGAGGGGAUGUAUGAUGAUUAUUAUUACAGUGAUUAG
Molecule: messenger RNA, 1371 nt
Organism: Chaetomium globosum CBS 148.51
Lineage: Eukaryota; Fungi; Ascomycota; Sordariomycetes; Sordariales; Chaetomiaceae
Exons: 3
Coding region: 1-1371 (456 amino acids)
Biological process (GO): double-strand break repair via homologous recombination
Cellular component (GO): chromosome; cytoplasm
Molecular function (GO): ATP binding; four-way junction helicase activity; nucleic acid binding
Source: RefSeq, a predicted model, not a curated record